Molecule: messenger RNA, 972 nt
Organism: Dromaius novaehollandiae (emu)
Lineage: Eukaryota; Metazoa; Chordata; Aves; Casuariiformes; Dromaiidae
Product: forkhead box protein H1-like
Exons: 3
Coding region: 1-972 (323 amino acids)
Biological process (GO): transforming growth factor beta receptor signaling pathway; positive regulation of transcription by RNA polymerase II
Cellular component (GO): activin responsive factor complex
Molecular function (GO): transcription cis-regulatory region binding; DNA-binding transcription activator activity, RNA polymerase II-specific
Source: RefSeq, a predicted model, not a curated record
AUGGCGCGGGCGCCGCCGCCGUCGGGGCCGGGGUCGGGGCCGGGGCCGGGGCCGGGGCCGGGGUCGGGGCCGGGGUCCCGGGGCCGCUCCCGGGGCCGCCCGCAGCGCUACCGGCGCCACCCCAAGCCGCCCUACUCCUACCUGGCCCUCAUCGCCCUCGUCAUCCGCGCCGCCCCCGGCCGCCGCCUCAAGCUCGCCCAGAUCAUCCAGGAGAUCAGCAGCCUCUUCCCCUUCUUCGCCGAGGGCUACCAGGGCUGGAAGGACUCCAUCCGCCACAACCUCUCCUCCAACGCCUGCUUCGCCAAGGUGCUGAAGGACCCGGCCAAGCCCAAGGCCAAGGGCAACUACUGGACGGUGGACGUGAGCCGCAUCCCGCCGGAGGCCCUCAAGCUGCAGAACACGGCCGUGGCGCGGCGGCAGGCGGCCGCCUUCGCCCGCGACCUGGCCCCCUUCGUGCUGCGGGGCUGGCCCUACGGCUGCGGCGCCGGGGGGGGGACACCGGUGCCCCCCCCCCCCGAGCCCCCCGGCGGCAGCCGCGGGACCCCCCGGCACAGCUCCGGCUUCUCCAUCGCCUCGCUGCUCCGGGACUUCCAGCGCGGCGACGAGCCGCCACCGCCGCCGCCGUCGGGUGCCCCCCGGGCAGCGGUGGUGGCGGCGGCGGGGGGGUCCGGGCCGCCCCCAGCCCCCCCGGGAAGCCCCGGCGGGGCGGCGGGCUGGGGGCAGCUGCCCACGUCGUACAGCACGGCCGUGGCCCCCAACGUGGUGGUGCCGGCCGGCGGCCCCCCGCCCCCGGCCCUGCCCUGCUGCGCCUACCGGCCCGGCAGCCCCCCGGGCUGGGCGCUGGCCCCCCCCGGCGCCCCCCGCCCGCCGCCCGGCCCCGCCGCCGACCUCGACAUGCCGCCCAACAAGAGCGUCUACGACGUGUGGCUGAGCCACCCCGGCGACGCGGGGCACCCGGCGCUCUACGGCUAG